AUGAUCAGCUAUCGCAACAACUUAGCAAGGCUAGCGAUGCACCUGCUAGACGCCACCAACAUCCCUCAGCCCAAAGGCCUGGACAUAUUCGAUUUCGAUAAAGACAACUUCGAGAAGCGCAUGUCAGCGACGGCUCAGGUCGGGUGUAUGGCUGCCUGGCAGGCUCUCCACACUGGAUUGCUACCCCGCCCUGUUGAAGAUGAGCAGCAACCACAAGGCCGUCCGUGGGAGAAGCCAAACUGGUAUAUUGCUGCCGCUAUAGCGCUUGACAAGUCUAUCAAGACUAAUGCUGAUAUUGAAGGUGCUGUGGAACACUACAAAGACCAUUGUCAGGGAUUUAAGACACUGCUCCACUACGAUGGUGAGCUGACACCAAAAGAAGAAUCUCAAGACUGA
Alternaria incomplexa is the source of this 396-nucleotide messenger RNA. RefSeq lists its product as uncharacterized. Bases 1 to 396 code for a protein of 131 amino acids. The transcript has 2 exons. The record is from RefSeq and is a predicted model, not a curated record. NCBI's taxonomy places the organism in Eukaryota, Fungi, Ascomycota, Dothideomycetes, Pleosporales, Pleosporaceae.